Messenger RNA from Gavialis gangeticus (Gharial), 2314 nucleotides. RefSeq names its product ganglioside induced differentiation associated protein 2 (gene GDAP2). Lineage: Eukaryota; Metazoa; Chordata; Crocodylia; Gavialidae. Bases 149 to 1636 code for a protein of 495 amino acids. The record is from RefSeq and is a predicted model, not a curated record. The transcript is spliced from 15 exons.
AGUAGCGGGGUCCGCCCUACUUCAUUUAGAGUGGAGGAUGCUUAGCAUCUCACAGGAUUGGAUCCUGCAGCAUUAAGCACCUGGAAGACUCCAUUGAGAAUUGGAGUGCUAACAAGUUAGCAGAAAGGAGAGUUGUUCUUUCCAUUCCAUGGAUCCACUGGGUGCUCCUUCUCAGUUUGUGGAUAUUGACACACUGCUGUGCUGGACUGAUUUGUAUGUGGCAGAACAAUUGGAUUCUCACCAAGCUCCUGUUGAGAGAGCCCAAGUUGACAUUAGGUCACCUUUCCCAUACAAGAAAGACAUCAAUGCUAAAAUAGUCUUGUGGAAAGGAGAUGUGGCCUUACUGAAUUGCACAGCUAUUGUGAACACAAGUAAUGAGUCUCUGUCAGAUAAGAAUCCAGUAUCUGAAAGCAUCUUUAUGCAUGCUGGUCCUGACCUGAGGGAUGAACUUCAGAAACUCAAAGGAUGCCGGACAGGAGAAGCAAAACUGACGGAAGGAUUUAACUUAGCCGCACGUUUCAUCAUUCACACUGUGGGACCCAAGUACAAGAGUCGAUAUCGCACAGCAGCCGAGAGCUCCCUGUACAGCUGUUACCGCAAUGUCCUACAGCUUGCAAAGGAGCAGGCAAUGUCUUCAGUGGGAUUCUGUGUUAUAAAUUCAGUGAAGAGAGGCUACCCCCUAGAGGAUGCAACCCACAUAGCACUGCGCACAGUCAGAAGGUUCCUGGAGAUUUACGGGGAGACUCUGGAGAAGGUGGUGUUUGCAGUGUCUGAGCUGGAAGAGGUCACUUACAAGAAGUUGCUGCCUCUGUAUUUUCCAAGAUCAUUGGAAGAAGAGAGUCGAUCAUUGCUUUGCCUUCCUGAAGAUAUUGGCAAUGCAGAAGGGGAACCAGUUGUACCAGAGCGGCAGAUCAGGAUUAGUGAGAAGCCAGGCAUUCCAGAUGAUAACUCUGACGAGGAAGGGCUGGAAGCAGAUCUUUCUUUCAUUGGUUCCCACGCUUUUGCCCGCAUGGAGGGAGAUGUUGAUAAACAGAGGCGCCUCAUCCUCCAGGGACAGUUGUCAGAGGCAGCACUACAGAAGCAGCACCAGAGAAAUUACAAUCGCUGGCUGUGUCAAGCAAGAGCUGAAGACCUGUCUGACAUUGCUUCUCUCAAAGCCCUAUAUCAGACAGGUGUGGAUAACUGUGGUCGCACAGUAAUGGUGGUGGUUGGAAGAAAUAUUCCUGUCACAUUGAUAGACAUGGAAAAGGCUAUCAUGUACUUCAUCCAUGUGAUGGACCACAUUACAGUGAAAGAGUACGUCCUAGUGUAUUUUCACACGCUCACAAGUGAUUACAAUCAGCUAGACUCUAACUUCCUGAAAAAACUCUAUGACAUUGUUGACAUCAAGUACAAGAGAAAUUUGAAGGCAUUGUACUUUGUCCACCCAACAUUUCGCUCAAAGGUAUCAGCAUGGUUUUUCACAACCUUUACCAUCUCAGGGCUAAAGGACAAAAUCCACUAUGUAGAAAGCCUUCAACAGUUGUUCACAGACAUACCCCCAGAACAAAUCGAUUUCCCCCCUUUUGUCCUUGAAUAUGAUGCCAGGGAAAAUGGGCCUUACUAUUCUUCUUACCCCUCAUCCCCUGACCUGUGAUCUACAGUCCUACAAUACUGCUGGUUUCCCAUGGAUCCAAUGACCUGAUGCCUGCCAGUACCAUGUGUAUUUGUCCAUGUACAGAAUUCAGAGAGAGGUUUUUCUCCCCAGCUCUGGUAUUUUUUUACUGAUGAGAUAUUUUCAAGCACUUGAGCAAUCAGAGAACUUUAUGCCACUGUGAACUGUACAACUAAUUCAGAUGUAUUGCUCUGGAAAAGUUGAUUUCAGAAUCACUAGGUGGAUUUUAUUUUCUUUUUUUGAGGUUGUUAACUUUUACUCCUGAAUAGACUUUUUCUGGGAAAUCCAUCAGAGACACUUGAUCCCAUUUUUACCUGGUACUGAGAGUCUUCAACUCAGUUACAGGAUUCUGUUUUAGACUGGUCUGUAAAAAGGAUGUAGCCUGACACUGCUGUUCACCAUAUGGUCUUGUACUUCAAAUCCUAUUAUUUUUUCCCUUCUGUCAGUCCUGAUGACCCUGCAAAAGUAUCUGGAAUUGUCACUAUCACUGCUGCAGGCUGAACAGGGCAGUACUGCCAAUCAAAGGCUGUGGCAGCAACAUUUAGUACUGUAAAUGCUGUGUGAGCUACCAACCUAUUGCAGUCCCUGUCUGUUGUUCCUGGACAUUCUGACAGGUUAGGAUGCCACUACUCUCCCAAUAAGAAUAAAGUUGAAAAACAU